GAACUUGUAAAACCGUAAUAAAAAUGGGUGAAAAACCGCAAACGGUUCAAGUAGCAUAUUGUGGUGUAUGCGGGUUACCCGCUGAAUACUGUGAAUUUGGACCCGAUUUCAAAAAAUGCAAACCCUGGUUGAUUCAAAACGCUCCCCAUCUUUAUCCACUUCUCAUUCAAGAAUCUAAUUCAAAGGAAGCGGAAAAAGUUUCUGAUCAACUACAAUCAUCUUCGAUAUCCGAUUCGGCCACUGGACCUUCUGGUUCUUCGGUGCCAAAGCAAGAGCCAGCAAAACGGCUUCCUGGUGGAAAAGUAAAAAAGAAGGAGAGACAAGAAGUUAUAAUCGAGAAGGUAACCCGCAACAAGCGUAAAUCCAUCACCACCCUGAAAGGUCUUGAACUUUUUGGUGUUAAACUGAGUGAUGCUUCAAAAAAGCUUGGAAAGAAAUUUGCAACUGGAGCUUCUGUUGUUCAGAUCCCAGAACCAGCCAUCUAUUUCAUUGAAGAUGGGAAAAAGGUCCCUGCUGUGUGACUUCCAACGACCAUAUGAAGUUUCUUUUGGUCCAGAAAGUCAAAUAUCACCAUUUAAAGCUUAAAGUGUAUGAUCUUAAGAAGGAAUUGCUUUUGUUGUUCAGUUAGUCUCCUACACACUGUUGAACAUUUUAAUGGAAACUAAUCUUUGAUAAAUGAUAACAUAAUAUCUAUUUUGCAA
Messenger RNA from Erigeron canadensis, 701 nucleotides. RefSeq names its product translation machinery-associated protein 22-like. The transcript has 6 exons. NCBI's taxonomy places the organism in Eukaryota, Viridiplantae, Streptophyta, Magnoliopsida, Asterales, Asteraceae. Gene Ontology annotation, biological process: formation of translation preinitiation complex; translation reinitiation. Bases 24 to 521 code for a protein of 165 amino acids. The record is from RefSeq and is a predicted model, not a curated record. Gene Ontology annotation, molecular function: translation initiation factor activity; mRNA binding.